AAAUGGCAACGACAAAACGGCUUCUUAGAGAGAGGUUAUAUUCUUAACGUGUAUUUCAGUUUGGUUGGAGUAAGUCGUCUCUUCUCAUUCCCUUCUCUUCUCUGCUGAGAAAGACCCACAACACCAAACCAAUAUAUAUAUACAAACCAACAUUCUCAUUCUCAUUCAUAGUUUCAUUUGAUGCACCCACUUUCACUCACCUUCCUCUCAUGGCGGGUGCACACUCCCUCAGACAACACCAAACUUCUUCUUCAAGGCUUCUCCUUCUCCUAACCGUUCUCCCUCUCACCUUAGCCUUAUUUGCUUUCAUCCUCCAAUGGCGUGGUGGUGUCACCGACCCUGUCACCCGCUGGUCACCCGAUCAAAACCAGUUUCCCGGCAUGAUCGGUUCCCCUCCCUCACACCACCAUUCUCACUCCGAUUGCUCCAAUCUUCUCUCUCGGUCACACUCUCCUUCCUUCCCUUACUUCCGCGAUUGGUCCUUCGAUUUCACAUCACAUCUCACUCCCAAGAUAUGUAUUACGACCAGUACUUCCGCUGGUUUGGAACAGACUCUGCCGUGGAUCUUCUAUCAUAAGGUUAUGGGAGUCUCAAGUUUUCUCCUUUUUGUAGAAGGGAAGGCUGCGUCCCCUAAUGUCUCUGCAGUUCUACAAAGCAUUCCUGGGGUAAAGGUCAUAUAUAGAACAAGAGAGUUAGAGGAACAGCAAGCUAAAAGCCGAAUAUGGAAUGAGACUUGGUUAGCGAGCUUCUUCUACAAACCGUGUAACUACGAAUUGUUUGUGAAGCAAUCUUUAAACAUGGAAAUGGCUAUUGUCAUGGCAAGGGAUUUAAGAAUGGAUUGGAUCAUUCAUCUAGACACUGAUGAACUGAUGCAUCCAGCCGGAACUCAAGAGUACUCUUUAAGACAGUUGUUAGCUGAUGUGCCUGGAAAUGUUGAUAUGGUUAUUUUUCCAAAUUAUGAAAGCAGUGUAGAGAGGGACGAUAUCAAGGAGCCUUUCAGUGAGGUUUCAAUGUUCAAGAAGAACUAUGACCACCUUCCAAAGGAUAUAUAUUUUGGAAAUUACAAAGAAGCAACCCGCGGCAAUCCAAACUAUUUUCUUACUUAUGGGAAUGGGAAAUCAGCUGCCAGGGUUCAAGAUCAUCUCCGUCCUAAUGGUGCACACAGAUGGCACAACUAUAUGAAGACACCUAAUGAGAUAAAACUGGAAGAAGCUGCUGUUCUGCAUUACACCUACACCAAAUUUUCUGAUUUGACUUCGAGACGUGAUCGGUGUGGCUGCAAGCCUACAAAAGAAGAUGUUAAAAGAUGCUUCAUGUUGGAUUUUGACAGAUCUGCGUUCAUAAUUGCUUCAACUGCAACUGAGGAGGAAAUGCUUCAAUGGUAUCGCGAACGCAUUGUGUGGACUGACAAAGCACUAAACAUGAAACUUAUGAGGAAAGGCAUCUUGACUCGCAUUUAUGCUCCCAUGGUUAUUAUUCAAAGUUUGAGGGAAACUGGUGUGUUUAAUUCUGUGAUUGCGAAAGCUGCUCAAACAGCGUUAUCAAAAGACAACUUUUUAAAAACUGUUGACAGUAGCAAUUCAACUAGGAAUGGCAGAUCAGAAAUGAUAUCCUCUAGAAAAAUUGAUGCUGGUGGAUUAUCCCAAGCAACUGCAAGAAGAAUCUUGGAAGUUGUAAAUGACUCAUUCCCAUCUGCAGUCCCACCAUUAUCUCCACCCAGCCAUGAUCAUGCUGACCUGAUUACAUUUUAGUUUUUUACUAACUCCUUGCCAUCAUCAGAAUUGAUUUUGAAGAUAGGUCUGAUACUUGAAUUGUGGGGAAAAUUUAAACAAGACAAUGAUAGAAACUCUUCUGGCUGUCAUGAUGGGCAUUCCAGUUUUUGGAUUCAUGGGGUUUUUCCCGAUCAUUACCCAAGCGCUUAUGUAAAUUUCAGGUAUAGAUUAUAGGCUUAGUGUAGAAAUCAUACAGAGCACAGUUUGCUAGCAUUUUCAUGAUUCUUUGUUUACCUCUAAUCUGUUUUUAUUCCCUUCUUUCCCUCCUAUUUUUAGCUACAUUUGGGCUCAUUCGCUGCCAUUGUAAUGGAAAAUAGUGGCCUACUGUAUUUUUUAUACACAUUGAGAGACAGUUAUACAGGUUAAGAUUUUCUCCCCCGGUUGAAAGUAGAAGUGAUUCAUUGAAUGAAAAUUGUGUUUUGCCAAAUUUUGCUAGAAUUAUAAAUGACUUCAUUGGUGCUGU
Molecule: messenger RNA, 2235 nt
Organism: Abrus precatorius (Indian licorice)
Lineage: Eukaryota; Viridiplantae; Streptophyta; Magnoliopsida; Fabales; Fabaceae
Product: glycosyltransferase-like At2g41451
Exons: 11
Coding region: 210-1751 (513 amino acids)
Biological process (GO): cellulose biosynthetic process; response to abscisic acid
Source: RefSeq, a predicted model, not a curated record